AUGGUUUCCUUACAACACGUGGCACUGUGUGCGCUAGUCCUGGAGCGCCCCGUUUUGGUCACGUCUACUGACCCACAUACCACUGUCAAAAGAGUGCAGAAGAUACUGCAAGGCUGGCCAGUAAACUCACAGGUGACUCCGAUUACAACUGCAAAUGGUGCCUCGGUGUUUUCUCUACUGGACAUGAGCUUGGAAAAUCAAAGGACACUCUACCGGGAAUUACGAAAGCAAAAGUACCCGCUGGUUCUAGUCUCGUCUCCGGAAUCGGAGCUCGACACGAAGCUCGAAACAUUGCUGCUGUUCAACUACAAAGACGAGUUGAACGAUCUACCGCAGCCCUCGGAGCUGUUCAGGUUCACUAGUCUAGAAGCAAUCAGAAAAAGUGUACGACAGGUGACUAUAACUACCGAGAUGAAAACCUACAUUUACGACCUCAUCGUGGAGGUUCGAUACUCGAGAUUUAUUAAGGGUGGAAUACCAACAUACAUCAUUGCCGACUUGACUGACUUCAUCCGAUUCAAAGCGUUCAUACUAGAAAUGACCUUUGUCACACCAGCGAUUGUGAAGACGUGUUUCAAGAUUGUACUACCGCUACGCUUGCAUCUGAUAGACCCCGAGGAUGACCCGUCACUCUUAUACGGCUCCAACCCGACCCUAGUCCAGCAGCUGAUUCGGGCAAUAGACGCCAACGACGUAAUCGACAUCGCCAUCAGCAAUGUGAGACCUCCGAUAUAG
Pichia membranifaciens NRRL Y-2026 is the source of this 735-nucleotide messenger RNA. RefSeq lists its product as hypothetical. Bases 1 to 735 code for a protein of 244 amino acids. The record is from RefSeq and is a predicted model, not a curated record. NCBI's taxonomy places the organism in Eukaryota, Fungi, Ascomycota, Pichiomycetes, Pichiales, Pichiaceae. The transcript has a single exon.